UUUUCUACAUGUUAAUUAUUAUGUGGAUGCUUCCAGUAUUUAUUAUACCAUAAUAGUGCAGGUGUAGAAGAAGCUUGGCAGGGAACAGAUGUCUAUGUGCUGCUCUCAAAAAUAGGGCCAUACCUAAUCUUCUUUGCCGACAUCGCAAGAACCGCUCCAGAUAUGGAGUUUGAGAGUGAGGUCAUGAAUGCCUACAUGCAGCUACUGGUGCGAGACUUUAAUGUGAAGUCAACCGACAGGGCUAUGGCAAUCGACACAUUCGAGAUGUCCAACAUAUGGAAAAGAAAACAACCGAAAGUGAAGCUGGAUCCACACAUGUACAAGUACAUCCUUGGGAUCAUCAACGAGAACCACCACUGGAAACUCACUGUCAUGAUCCCAUCACAAAAAAAGGCUCUCUUACUCGAUCCUCUUGGGGAAUCCAGUACCGACAUAAAUAGGUGCAAAGAUGUAACAAGAGCCUUCAUGAGACUUAGGGGGAUCAAUGUGUCCAGAUGGGGAUGCGACACAGUCCCACACCCUCGUCAGACUGACAGUACCUCCUGCGGGCCCUUUGUAUUGAAAUUUGCUGAAUGUAUCCUUAAAGGUGAAAACUGCAAAUUUAAUACAUCAAGAAAAGGUGUAGGGGAAAUGCGAAGGGCAAUCGCAACUGCUCUCCUUGAGAAUACUGGUAACUAUUUCCCCCAUGAAAAUAUGUAGUUAUAAUUCUCUUUUUAGGGCUGCUUUGCAAAGACAAUGUAAUAUAGAGCAACUGUUACAGUUAAUUUAGGUCAUUAUGAGGAACAUAAUGACCUAAAGUCAUGAUCUUUUAUUAGAUGACCUGACUGAGGUGUGCCACCAAUGUGGACAGACAGACAAUCCAGAAACAGACGAGGACGUACAAUGGGUAAGACAUUUUUGUUUUGACAAGUCAUCAUUUAUUAUAUAUAUACCUUUAUUUUCAAUCAGAUGAACAGUAUUGUCAGUGUUAAUAGCACAGGAGUUGGUGCCACUUACCAAAUUACCAAAACUACUUA
This is a messenger RNA of Gadus macrocephalus (Pacific cod), 1016 nucleotides long. RefSeq lists its product as uncharacterized. Gene Ontology annotation, biological process: proteolysis. Gene Ontology annotation, molecular function: cysteine-type peptidase activity. The record is from RefSeq and is a predicted model, not a curated record. The transcript is spliced from 6 exons. NCBI's taxonomy places the organism in Eukaryota, Metazoa, Chordata, Actinopteri, Gadiformes, Gadidae. The coding region runs from base 163 to 699 and encodes 178 amino acids.